GUUCACAAGUGAAGACGAGCAUCAGAGCAUCAGGAAGAGCUCAAAGACUGAGUUUAAUAAAGAGGACAGAGAGAAGAUGAGAGAUCCAGAGCCCUGCAGAAUCAAACACACUGAAGAACAAACAGACCUGAUGGAAGAGAGCGAGGAGAGUGAAGAACUGAGUGAAGUGGAGGAGAAACAUCAUGUCAAACCUGGAGGAAAACCUUUGGGUCGCUCGAAGACUGAAAAGACAUUUUUAAAGAAAAGAAGAGCCAAGAAAUCUUUCACCUGCACUCAGUGCGGGAAGAGUUACACAACCAAACAUAAUCUUGAGUUUCACAUGAGAGUUCACACCGGAGAGAAGCCGUUCACGUGUGAUCAGUGCGGGACGAGUUUCACACAAAAAGGAAACCUUAAAGGACACAUGAGAGUUCACACGGGAGAAAAGCCGUUCUCGUGUGAUCAGUGCGGGAAGAGCUUCUCAACCAAACGUAAUCUUAAACUUCACAUGAGAGUUCACACCGGCGAGAAGCCGUUCUCGUGUGAUCAGUGCGGGACGAGUUUCACACAUAAACAUCAUCUCGAGCGUCACAGGAGAGUUCACACUGGAGAAAAGCCCUUCACAUGUGAUCAGUGCGGGAAGAGCUUCUCAGAAAAACAAAGUCUUGAGGAUCACAUAAGAAUUCAUACUGGAGAAAAACCAUUCACAUGCCAUCAGUGUGGGAAGAGCUUCAAGCUAUCAUCAUACCUUCAUGCUCACAUGAGGAUUCACACAAGAGAUAUUAUGUACCCAUGUGAUCACUGCGGCAAAACGUUUCUUUGGGCAUCAGACCUGAAGAAACACCUGGCAGUUCAUACGAAGGAGAAGCCACAUUCAUGUUCUGAAUGUGGAAAGAGUUUUUCACAGCUGCAAAGUUUACAGAAACAUGAGAAAAUGCAUGCUGAUGUGAGAGACUACAUGUGCUUUGAGUGUGACAAGACUUUUACUUCAGCGAGCUGCUUAAACCUGCACCAGAGGAUCCACACUGGAGAGAAACCUCACAAGUGUUCACACUGUGACAAGAGAUUCAGUCUGUCAGGAAAUCUGAAAAGACAUGAGAGGAUCCACAGCGGAGAGAAAGCGUACACAUGUGAUCAGUGCGGGAAGAGUUUCGCUUUUAAAAGUCACCUGAAGAUACACAUGAAGAUCCAUGCAGUGGAGAAACCAUACCUGAUGGAUGUGAACAAGAAAGGAAAACCAGAAGCCAAAGAAUCUGUCACCUGCCCUCAGUGUAAAAAAAAAGAUUGCAGUGUGAAUCAAGGCCAAAUGAGAGUUCACACUGGGAAUUUCGCUCUGAAAUCACAUCUGCCUUCUCGUUCUGAUAAUUAA
This is a messenger RNA of Sinocyclocheilus rhinocerous, 1348 nucleotides long. RefSeq names its product gastrula zinc finger protein XlCGF52.1-like. NCBI's taxonomy places the organism in Eukaryota, Metazoa, Chordata, Actinopteri, Cypriniformes, Cyprinidae. The transcript is spliced from 3 exons. Bases 77 to 1348 code for a protein of 423 amino acids. The record is from RefSeq and is a predicted model, not a curated record.